This is a messenger RNA of Megalops cyprinoides (Indo-Pacific tarpon), 1529 nucleotides long. RefSeq names its product proline rich transmembrane protein 1B. The coding region runs from base 202 to 879 and encodes 225 amino acids. The record is from RefSeq and is a predicted model, not a curated record. Lineage: Eukaryota; Metazoa; Chordata; Actinopteri; Elopiformes; Megalopidae. The transcript is spliced from 4 exons. Gene Ontology annotation, cellular component: membrane.
ACAGGAAACAGCAAGCCAUUUCAGACAGCAGAAACUUGGCCUUUAAACUCUCUCUCUCUCUUUUUCUCGUAAUCUCUCUCAAAAUAUCUACUGGGCCUCUUAUAUGUUUGUUUGUUUUUUUUGCAAGUCUGCAUGUUUCCCAAAUGACCGCCUAACUCAAAGCCUCUCUAUUUCAACUCAGAAGCUGCCUGGCCUGCCGAAAUGGACUCAGGUGCAGCCCCAGACAGUCUGUCUGCGAACCCCAGCGAACGCGGUCAGAACAUGGGGAGCGCAGGGGUACCAGAGGGCAUCCCGGGGUCAAGCGGGACCCCGGAGGACAGAAGCUCAGCGGCACCCCCCACAGGGCAGUCGCCCGCGGAGAUUGUGAUGGGAGUGGCAGGAAUGGGUGUCCCCUCUGACCCCCCUCACGGAGGUGCCUCACACCUCACGGACGAUCCCCCGCCCUACACCCCACCGGACCCCAAAAUGGCCUACCUCAUUUACCCGCCCCCAUCGCCCCACUAUUCGGGACAGCCAGUCAUCGCCUGCCAGCCAGGACCCAACCAGCCUGCCUUCUACCAGCCGCAGUUCAUGCCCUCCCCAGCCUACCCCCCCUACACCAUUUAUAUGAACGGUCCUCCGCUGAACCAGGAUCAGACGCCCCUGCCUAAGGACUACCUGGUGGAGUCCCUGCUGGUCACCAUCUUCUGCUGUCUGAUGAGCGGUCUCAUCGCCCUCAUGUACUCUUACGAGACACGUGCUGCCCUGUCCCGUGGAGACAUCAGGGAGGCGGAGCGGGCCUCCCAUAGGGCCCGACUGCUGGUCCUCUUCAGCCUGCUGUUUGGGGUCUUCGUGUGCGUGGGCUGGGUUAUAUACGUGGUGGUGGCCGUCUGCGCCUAACGACACCAGGAGGGGUAUGGUUUGCGUCCCUUUCCAGGCAGCCUCUCCCCCGCCAACCUGGUCUAUCCCUCCACUUGAGCACCAUCCUUGCCGGGACGGUCCCAGUGCCCCCUAACUUCAGUUUCUCAUGUACACUUGUAUAGCUAACAUGGAGACACACGACUGUAAAACGCUGUUACGAAAUGUGUAUUCUAUGACAGCUUGUAAAAAAAAAGUAGCACUUGUUGUAUGUAUAUAGAGGGAUGUGUGCAUUGGCAAGGACAGAACCUGUUACCAAAUCCACAUUUUCCACUGAGCUCAACACCUAGUGGAACCUUUUUAAGAAGAAUAAUGCUGCAACUGGAAGUCCUUCUCGUCACUAUUUUAUCAAAUCUGUUUGGCACUUAUUUGAAAACUCCUGAUUAAGCACUUAUUGUCACCUGUAAGUAGUUCAGAUUCAGGCACUGUUAUUUCGUUACUAGGAGAGGCCGCCGUAAGCGUCGGUCGCGCCGCCAUCUUGAGAUUAGUUCCUUUGAUUGUUAAAAAAAAAAGCUAUAAUUAGUACUGCCAUUUCAUUAAUUUUCAAUUUUGUUUUAAUUAUCUCCGUUUUCUGAAAAUAUUAGCAACACAAAGCGUAUGUUACAAUGUGACAGGACAAAUAUUCUAAUAAA